AUUAUUUGAGACUUCUAGUUGCACUGAGACCUUGACAGUUUGAUGUUGCUAAUGGCAUUUCGUGUUGCUUAGAGUAUCAUAAUCCUUUCAUUACAUAUUUUAUAUGACAUGCUUCGGUGAUAUAGAUUAUGAAAAUGUGUCUUUUAUUCUGUGUAAAUUAUGGAAAUGUACAAAUUAUAUCUUUUGUAGCGUGCUUUACGUUCACGUUUGAAAAUUACGUUACGGUACGGAGAAUAAAUAUUUCUGUAACAAAGAUCAGAAAACAACGAAAAUCUUUAUUCUCGGUGUACAAAUAGGUCAGUGUUGUAUAACCCCUACGCACUACCGUGUAAGAUAGUAACGUUCUGCUAUGGGCGAGCUUCGCUGUACAUACAGUUUCUCACCAUUUUCAUUGGCACUAAUGAUCCUUACUCUUGCUCUCAUUGAAUCUGACGGAGAGUCUCGAAUGACAGUAAUUUACGUAACUGAAACUAUGGAGCGAGGAAAUAAAAAGAAAUUUAAAAAAAACACUUUUCCGUAAUUUAUAUAUUUCUGGGUCAUAUUUCCAAUAUCAAAAAAAAAAGAGGUUAUAUAACACUUCAGAAAAAGUAUGGCCUCUUUCUUUGGGAUUAAAAGUGAGCAGGGGUGUAGUCACAAAAAUAAACGUGCUGGGGCAGCCCGGAACACAGUUUCAGGUCGAAAUAGAUGUUCCUGAAUCAUAAUACGAGGCCUUUAUUGUUGUUACUAAUUAUAACUUUACACUUUUAAAUGCAUAAUUGAACAAUUAACAACUUGCAUAAAUAUUUUAUAUGGACCCCCUUGUUUUUGAGUUGGGCAUAGAAUUUUUUGAAUUUUAUAUUAAUAAUGCUGAUCUCCAUCUUGUUACCAAUUUAUGAGACUUGAAAUGUAUUUCAUCCCUCGGGAAAACAUUGGGUGUGGUAUCAUUACUUUUUCGAGGUAAAUUUAUUAUAUGCUGUGGACUACAAAAUGAAACAAAGUUUAAAUUUGUGUGGUUUGAUUUUUAGAUCGUUGUGUUUUGCUUAGGCGUCUACUCUCUACAGUUUCGUCUCUGCAACGUAUUCAAAGUUCAUUAAAUACAUAAUGAAAGUGAAAAUUUUGGGUUACCUGUACAAAAUUAGUAGACGACGGAGAAAGCUAUUCUAAUCUGCUCUAACACUUAUAUAAGCAGAGGAGGAGGAUACCAACUUCCGCAUAUCACAGUUCGGCUUUGGAAUGUUGGGCCACUAUAAGCCAUUGCUUUCGCUGUGUUGUCGAUACAUCACUGUUUAGAGAGAUUUCCUAAACGAGGCAUUUACGCGGAAUUUAAAAUUAAACGUGCAUCAUCCUGACGUAUUAGACCGCAGUAUUAAUGUUUACUAAUUAAUUUUUAUACAGUCUGAAUGCACUGAUAUAUUUUAUUUGACUAUGGAAACUCGAUGCAGACUCAGAUUCGGUACACGUAUCACGAUAAUGUAAUUUGUAUUUGUGGUUGAGUUGACACGAAAUGAAUUUAAAGUUGUGAAUAUAUUCAUUACGUGUAUGUAGUAUUAUUCCGUGUACCGUGAGGCGAUUUGUGCUGACUCUUGAACGUGAAGCUGGUGGUGUUAUGUGUACGUUGCCAGAAAUCGUUUAAAAAAGUGAGAUGUACAAACAUUUGGUGUAAAAGGCGGACCUCACGUGCUUCAGGAAUUGUUUUUACUGAAGCAGCUAGGUUUCUGCAUAGUAUCUAGUCACAUAUUUACUGCUUUUAGUACUGAUGUUCUCAGAUCACAUGGAAAAUUACAAUUUUUAAGGCAUUGUACGAACGUAAAAUUCUUUGUCAUUAGAAGAUCAAGAAUAAAAUUGAGAUCAAUAUUUUCUCAAAUUGACAUAUUUUGAAAAUCAUGUUUCCUCUUGACCCCCAUACAAGGUAAGAACUUCCCAAGUAUCAGCAGCUCAAAAACCCGCUGCCAACCAAUCCUAGGAUUGAUUGCAAUGAAGAAGAAGAAGACUGGAGAAAUAUUAAUCAAUUAAAACUAUUCGUUAUGAUCAAAUACGUAAUACUCGGUUCAGUUCAAUUUUUGAACUGCGCUUGGCGACACGUCAUUGUUUUCUUCCUUCACGCUACCAUGUGCCCCUAAGGGACUACUGCCUCAACGUAAGUUCGAAGCCCAUUUACAGUACCGUUGGUAUAAAAUAUCAUUACGUCCCAUACAAAAUUCAAUACUUCUGAUUCAGCACAUUUUGAAGGCAGGCCCUCUUAGAGAUAAUUUGCCUUACCAGGACGAAGAUUAGCCUGUUGUGUAAUUAUUUGCUAUGUCUAGAUAAGCGAGAUAAGGAUGUAAGAACUUCCAUGUGUGACUGAUUUCAAGGGUGUGUUGCACGUUGCUGUGGGUAUUAUUAUUACGCCAGUUCAUUGUGUUUGUUGUAACUCACUCCACGGAGUAGAGUCUCUCAGCUAGUCAAGAAAUUCGUUUUUAUUUACGGAACACCAGUUUAUUAUUGCGUUUUCGAGAGUUCAUCAUUGGGCUGUCUCCGUUUCACAUCUCAUUUACUUAAUAUUUAACAUCUUCCAUCUGCUGUUAGGUCUGCUAAGAUAGCUCUUCCGUUCUGUACCUGAGUUGAUUUCAGCUACAAGCAUUUUUCUCUUUCACUGAAUUUUACAAGCUGAUGGCUGUGUUUGGGUAAUGGGGUAAACUCUUUUACUUCUGUGCAUGUAAAUAAGGAGGCUGGCUUAAGCAAUAUGGCAACUGUGAUUGAAAUGAAUGAGUUAUCCACAGAUAAACAAGGAGAAAAGGAUGGAAAUAAAGUCAUUGCUCAGCAGCCUCUUCUGGAUAACUCAAAAGACAUUACAGAAUAUGCGAAGCUAAAGGAGAUUUUUAAAUGUGGGACACCAGACCAAAUCAAAAACUUACUGACAGAAAUUGAUCCAAAUAUUGAUCUUCACAAGUCAAGGCCUCUACACUGGGCUGCAGAAGGUGGCAAUGUUCACGCAGUAAAUGCGCUGCUUCGGGAUAAAAGAACAGACAUUAAUGUAGUUACUAAGUAUUGUAGAACGGCGUUACACAUAGCAGCCAUGAACGGAAAUCACGAAGUUCUCAAAUUGUUGCUACAGGAGGCAAAAGACAUUGAUAUAAAUGCGGUGGAAAAACAAGGAAGAACAGCUUUGCACCUAGCGGCAGAAACACCUGUAUCAGGAGAUGGGACAGACGGUAGGUACCUCAGAUGCCUGGAAUUUCUCCUGGCCAGAUCUGAUAUAGAAGUCAACAAGCCUGACCGUCACGGACGAUCUCCAAUAAGCAGAGCAUUGAGGAAGUCACACAAGAUGAGAGUUCAAGUUAUUCUGAAGCAUAAGGAUGCACAUAAAGUAAAUGUUGACUACAGUUUGGCAGAUGGAGGUCAAACAAUCCGUGAGUCCAUUCUGGAAAAAUAUCCUGAAUUUGAAGCACUCGUGCCAGAACCGUUAAUGGAAGACACCAAUUCGCCACAAGUGCAGCUUUGUUUGUUGGCAACUCUGCAGCGUGGUUUGUUUGAUGAGUUCAAAGAUGUGCUAGACAACAACAAAGAUUUAAUUAAAAUCAAAUAUGAAGAACCAUACCACUGCACUUGCCUGGAAAUGGCUUGUGUAAUAAGAGGAAGAGAGGAAUUUGCAAAAGUUAUUCUGGACUUGACGCCUGAUCCAAAUAUCGAAAAUCAUGUUUCUGGAAUACCUCUUCUGUAUACCACCGCUGAGAGACUGAAUAUUCCUGCAUUGGAAGUCUUGUUGAAAACCGAAGAUAUCGAUAUUAACAUAACGGGGAUGAAUGGGGGCUCAGUCCUACAUUGGUUGGCAUUAAACACGUGUGGAGGCAACGAGAGCUUUCCUAUUCUGGAAAAAUGUGUCUCUAUGUUGAAGAAGUCUACAGAUAUAGAUGCUAAGGACAACAGAAAAGAAACACCACUGCAUGUCGCUGUUCGGUGGAAAAAUAUGAACUUUGCUCUGGUCAUGCUCAUUUCUGGCGCGAAGGUCGAUACGUGGAAUAGGAAUCGACAUACGCCACUGCACGUUGCUGCUCUCACUGGAAAUAAUGAUGCAGUAUUAACUUUAAAGAAGUUUGGAGCAAAAAUUGAUUCACAAGAUGGGGAAGGUACGCCGCUAUACGUAGCCGCUCGAAUGGGAAAGAAAGAUACUGUGCUCCUUCUUCUGAGGCAAGGUGCCGAUUUCAUGUGUGAAGUGAAGGGAGAGGCAAUAUUGCAAUAUUUGGAUAUGCAAAUAUUUAGAGAGUUUUUAGAUGGCUUUAUAGAAAGCAAAGGCAAUAACGUGAAGAGUCCACAGUUUAUGCUUGCCUUCAAGUACAACUUUCUCCCAUCAGUGAAAGACACGUCUUACAUAUCCCAUACUGAUACCGAGAUGCAUCAUAUACUGAAGAUUAGUGAAACAACUGAACUGAGGGGCUUAUUGAAGCAUCCUGUUAUUUCUAGUGUCCUCUUCAUUAAGUGGCACCAUGUUCGUAGAUUAGUUUACUUCAACAUAUUACUUUAUUCUCUUUUCCUCCUGUUUCUAACAUUUCACGUCGUAUUUAUACGCAAUUCACCAAAGGAGCAUGAAAAGCAGUUGUUAAAUGAGUCUGUACAUUCUGAGAGCACCGCAGACUCAUCUCCGGCUUCGUCGUCGAUUAUGAGCGAAGUAGCUACUGCACUAUUAGUAUCCUUUCUCAUCUUAAUACUAGUAAAAGAAUUAGUUCAGUUAAUAGCUGACAGAACUGAAUAUUUUAGCAACUUGGGAAACUUGUUUGAUGCAUCGGUUAUCGCGUGUACAUUUAUAUACCUUCUUGUGUCACAUUGUGAUAUAAAUCGCCAUGCAGCAGCCAUUGGUAUCCUGUUGGCUUGGAUAGAUCUCCUGCUUCUUAUUGGUCAUCUCCCAAACGUAUCUGUGCAGCUUUCAAUGUUAAAGAAAGUUUCUAAGACAUUUAUUAAGUUUGGGUUAUGCUAUAUUCCCAUAAUUGUAGCUUUUGGUUUGAGUUUCAAUGUUCUGUUUCGUAAGGAAAACAGCGUCAUAACUGAUGGAACUUGGAAUAAAGUCAAGAAGAUUUUUAUUAUUAUCUUUGAAACUUUAAUUAUGUUUACUGGUGAAUUUGAUACGAAAGGACUUUCUUUCAAUUCUGUCCCUGUGACCAGCCAUUUGAUCUUUCUGUUUUUCGUUCUCCUCGUUGCAUUGACGUUGUUAAACUUACUGAAUGGUCUGGCGGUAAGUGAUACUCGGGCCAUCACUGAGGAUGCAGAAAUUAUCAGCCUAGUCACUAGAGUUAAACUAAUAUUCAAGACAGAAAAAAUUAUUUUGCUCUGUCAGAGGAACAGGUUCUUUAAGAAAAUAAUACAAAAAUAUUGCUUUUUCCUUGGAGAUUUACCUUCGAAACGUUUAUAUGUUUAUCCUAAUGAGAAUUAUAAAUAUUGUUACGUACCUGGCAGUGAGAGAAUGGGACACAUGGAUUCAGCCAUAACAAAAAGUGCGAUAUCAAUUGCUGAAAGGAACAUUUCUCAAUCUUAGGACCAUUUUGGAAUUUUUAUUUUCAAAAAUGUUCAUUGGGAAGGAAAAUUUAACAGCAGCAGCUUUGAAAUUUUAUGUUCUACUAAUAUUAAUUAAUUCGGGAGGAUCAGAAAGGAAGGGUUGGUUGAUUAAUGGCAGUCAAUUAUGGAACAAACAGCAUCAAAGUGGGUUUAAGCAACAGAUAUUUGAAAGGAAGUAUUUGAAUAUAGGUUUGUCCCACCAGUAUAAAAUAUUUUACGAUAUUUUAUCAACAUGUACUUUUCCUUAUUUGUAUUGCUAAUAAAAUUAUCUGGUGAGAACUUUGUUGCAUUAAAUAAAAUAUCUAUAUAUUA
This is a messenger RNA of Zootermopsis nevadensis, 5817 nucleotides long. Lineage: Eukaryota; Metazoa; Arthropoda; Insecta; Blattodea; Termopsidae. The record is from RefSeq and is a predicted model, not a curated record.